Messenger RNA from Trachemys scripta elegans, 4085 nucleotides. It is a transcript of the gene PAQR6, whose product is annotated as progestin and adipoQ receptor family member 6. The transcript is spliced from 9 exons. Bases 305 to 1330 code for a protein of 341 amino acids. Gene Ontology annotation, cellular component: membrane. Gene Ontology annotation, molecular function: signaling receptor activity. NCBI's taxonomy places the organism in Eukaryota, Metazoa, Chordata, Testudines, Emydidae. The record is from RefSeq and is a predicted model, not a curated record.
UCUGCCAAGGAAUGUGGCUAAAAAAAGAGAGAAAAAACACAACAGUGGAAUAGUUAGGAGGGCCCCUUCCGAUGCAGCGUGCUCUGAGCUCCAGGCAGAUACCAUGAAGCGGUAGCAGCGGCUGGGGGAUCCCCCUUCUACCAUCUCUGGACCAGGACACUAAUGUUCGACCCUCUAGCAAGCGGCUAGAGAAGAGCGAAGCCGCAUAGGAGAGUUAGAGGCUCUGAGGGCUUCGUUGCUGCUCUCCUGAAGGCUGAUCCACCUGCACCUUUAAUAUUUAUUUCCCCCCCUCCUCUGACCUAAAAUGCUGACGAUAAAGUUGCCUCAGAUAUUCAGGGUUCAUCAAGUACCUCGUAUCUUCUGGGAGGAUGGCAUCAUAUCCGGCUACCGCCAUCCAAAGAGCUCUGCCUUGGACUGCAUCCUGAGCUCCUUCCAAAUGACCAACGAGACUGUCAAUAUCUGGACCCACUUCCUCCCGACCUGGUAUUUUGUGUGGCGGUUCCUGGGGCUCUCCUCCUCCCUGGAUUUCUGCAGAGAUGCCUACAACUGGCCUUUCCUCGUCUACAUGUUGCUGGUCUGCCUGUAUCCCUUCACCUCCAGCUGUGCCCACACCUUCAGCACCAUGUCCACCCACGCCCGCCACAUCUGCUACUUCUUUGACUAUGGAGCCCUCAGCCUCUACAGCCUGGGCUGUGCUUUCACAUAUGGAGCCUAUGCGAUGCCAGACCGUUGGGUUAACAGCACUUUACAUCAUUACUUUGUACCAAUGGCUGCUUUUAAUUCAUUUAUCUGCACCAGUCUGUCUUGUUACUCCCGGUUCCCGGAAUUGGAGUGUCCCCGGCUGAGCAAGGUUUUACGGACAACAGCCUUUGUGUAUCCCUUUGUCUAUGACAAUAUCCCACUGUUUUAUAGGCUUCUGUUCUGCUUCGGGGACGGCUGCACCUGGAACGAUGCCGCCGUGGGUUACUUCUACCACCUAUUCUUUGCCCUGCUCACCGGCUUCCUCUUUGCCUCCCACCUGCCGGAACGCCUAGCGCCCGGGCGCUUUGACUAUAUUGGGCACAGCCACCAGCUGUUCCACAUCUGCGCAGUGGUGGGCACCCACUUCCAGCUGGAGGCCAUUCUGUCGGACGUGCGCUCGCGGCAGGCCUGGCUGAGCACCCGGGCCCCGGCGCCCGCCUUCUCCGCCACCUUCGGCACCGUCAGCCUGGCCCUGCUGGGGAACCUGCUCAUCAUCGGGGGUUUCACCGUGGCCCUGCUGCGCUGGCCGGGCGGCGCCUCCAUCCUGCAGAGCACCGUGCCCGAGGCAGGCCGACCCAAGGAGCAGUGAUGCCCGCCCCCAGAGACAGCGGCUCGGAGUAUAAACUCUCUCUCUCGAUCUCGCUCAGUGACCCGUCCAAGGAGAAGUCCAUUGUCCCCUCACAGGUGAUGCUGGUAGAGGGUUUGCGCUGCGGCACGUUUCUCAUUUCCGCUCUCCUGUCGCGUUGACUCUUCGCUGAGCUUUACGUCCUGGCCAAAAUCUGCCUCCAGAUCCCUCCCCGAGGAUGUCUACGCGGCAAACUGGAUGCUGUGAUUACGCAGCCCGGGUGGACAGAGGUUAGCUGGAGCCGAGCUAGCACGAGUCUGUCUACCCUGCGCUGCGACUCACACCUCCCCCUGCAACGCAGACAUCCCCGCCUGCCCCUGGAGGAGCGAACAGCGCUCAGAAUCUGCCCCGGGGAAAUCCGUGCGCUCUGAGACAUCAGCUUUGUGGCGAGAGCGCUGCAUGAAGCCAGCCCUGCCAAGCCCGGCCCAGCAGUGGGGGAACUUGUCCUGGAGAGUCCUCAACCGCCAUCAGUCCGGAGGGACGUAGCUGAGAUACUCUGGAGGGGUUACGGUGUGUUUUUAUAGGGCCUUCGCGACAAGGCCAAAUCAUCCGGAGAGGUAAAGGGGGGAGAUGUUGAGGUUUGAGUUGGUAAAAAGCGAAUGACCCAGCCUGGGCUCGGGGUGACAGUUAUUCCUGGGGGGUGCAGAGCUGACAGGAUGCUAGGAAUCGGCCCUAGGCUGGCAGAAGGGUGGCGUAGCCAGGCCAGCAAGAGGAGUAGUUUGAAGUGGUUCCCAGUAGGUGUUGAGGAGGAGCUAGUCGAGGCAGCGAAUACAGUAGCCAAAUUUGAGGCCUGAUCAUUUUCCACACCUCUCCCGGCCCUCGCAUGAGUGUGAGACGCUCCCGGAUCAGAACGGUGGCGGUUUUUCACUAGUGCAAGGGACGGCAGGAGGAGGGGAAGGGGCGCAACAUAGAAUCAAAUCUUAAGAUGCUUUAACACCCUUGCAUGGUGCUUAUGUCCUUCUGUUUGCAGGCGCUAAUAUCAAAGGCUAAUUAAAAAGGCAGGUGGGAAGACCUUGUUAAGCAAAGAGAACAAACCCCCGAGGGCUUGGCUUCUUUGGGGACUCUCCCGGACUCUGUUCCCCCCUUUGGGGAGGCACCUGUCAGUGUUUCCCACACCCCCAUUCUCUGCACUAGAUUAGGGUUCUGUGCCGAAAUCACGGGCGAUUCACCUGCUUCGAAUAGGUCUUGAAUUCGGUUCGUUGCCUCUCUCUGUGCUGCCUCUAAAGGGCCCAGCAACUGAUCUUGGCUCUUCAGCGAGCGGGGGGCGGGGGGGUGUUUUGUAGGGAUCCUGCACUCCUGGAAUCAAUGUGAGCUUUGCCCUUGACUCCAGCCUGUGCGGGAUGUGCACACACCGGCCUGUCUAGAAGGCUGACUAGUCUGGAACUCCCAGCGGCAGGGCGGCGCCAGGCCCCUAGCGGGUCGGAGCAGGGACCUCGUCUUUCUCCACCCACCGACCGACGGAUCAAUUUCCAAACAAACUGAAACUGCUCCACGGGGCUGGCCAGACUCCCAGUGGGCAUUGGGUUCUUUGUGAUCUGGGCUGCUCCCAGCUGCUGCACCGGAUCAGCCCAAAUGGCUUAGCCCUGACGCCCAGUACAGAAGACAGAGGCAGACACCCUGGGUCUCAGGUGGCCACCUAGUCUGUACUGUCUUGUUCCUUCCCCUCCUUGGCUUGGCUUGUGGUUGCCUUUUUUCACACUAAUAAUUUUCGCAAGGCUCCCCUGCAGUUACUGACCCAUUGCCACACCGUUUUCACUAGAUCUGACCUCUGUCUGGUCUUGUAGCCCAGUCCUCGUCCUGUAUCAGGUUCGCCCCUCGGUGCAGCAUCUCGGCCUGUGUUCUCCUAAGAGCGAUGGGUGAUUGUCUGUUUCAAUGACAGGCAGUGUGUGUCAUCUUCCCACCCCUGCGAUCCAGGCUAUGUUUUGAGAAGCCUUGGUGCCUUCUGUCCUAGAUCGGCCUCCGUUUAUCCAGAGGCUGGGCUAAGUCCUCAGCUGGCGUUAACUAGCAUUGCUCCAUUGACAUCUGCUGACGCACACCGGCUGAGAAUGGGGGCACCUGUUGUAGUUUGGCGCCCCGGCAUUAUCUACUGCUGUAACAAUUCACCUUUGCCUCUUAAAGAACCCAGGUCCCCCUCUGGUUAUCUUGAGUUCCUCGGGAGAACCUGGAACGCAGAUAAAUGUCUGCACGAAGCCGGUGUAGCAGGGGGUAGAUUUACAGCAUUAAAGCUCUUGUGUGCUGCAAGGGGCUGCCUGCGAUUCUGCUGUGCUCCUGGUAUUCACCCAUGUGUAGAAUGGAUCCCCGCCCCCCUGCCUGAAUUCAGGGACGUGGUUAUCUGGGGGUUAGAUCUGGAAUACUGUGGGUGUGGGUCGGUCUGUCUGUCUGUCCGGCAGGAGGUUGUCGUUCCAGUGAGAAUGAGAUCUAGUGGUCAGAGCAGGAGAUCUGGGCUGGGGUCAGGAGUCUCCUGUUCUAGUCCCUUGACGGUGCUGUUGCUGACUCGCUGUGGGCAUGAGGCUGCAUUGCUCUGUGCCUGUACAGAAGGAAUGGCCCAAGCGCGGGGCCGUGCAUGGAUGUGUGAAGCUCCUAGUCCCAGGUGUAGUUAUACCUCUGCGUAGAGGUCCCGAUCCUGUGAAUCCCCCAUAGCUAAGGAUUCUUCACCCCUACCCGGGAUCGGGGCUGGAGGGAUGUUUUUCUGUGGAGUAGAGCGAACGGCUCCUCUCUG